AUGGAGUUUUCGCGACAAUCGGCGGGAAAAGUUCCCGUUACUCUAGAGGAAUUUUUGGAUCGUCAUGAGCGUUUUCUUCCCAGGACAGUUAAGCUGGUGGAUGGGUUUUGGGGAAGUGAAGAAGACGAAACAUUAGAAGCAGACCAGAUCUUGGUUUUGUAUAAAGUCGAGAGGCUAAAAGUUAUUAUGGCACUUGACGCAUUCCGCCAAGAGAUCUUCUUCCCACGAAAUUCGAGCUUUAAGGUUCACCUUCUUCCACCUGAAUGCAAAAUCUACAACACGGUGCAAAAACUCAUCACUGAUCAAACGCCGCCGUACAUCCUUGUUCUUGAAGACAUUCCGUCGACUGAAAUCGAAUCAGGAAGUAAGAUCAAUAUACUGAGCAAUGGAAGUAGCGUCUCCAACCAUUUAAAGUGUCAAGUUAUCAAAAAUGGCGCGUCCAAAGAAGUUCUACUCUACUCACAUCUUAAGGGGAAGUUUCUACCAUUGUUGGAAGCUACAGAGUAUAGCUUAGACGAGGUUGUCACGCAGAAACAUCUUCCCGUAAGUGUUCGCUUUGUGUCUGGGUCAAUAUCAGCCAAUGACCGGGUCAUCGCGCCAUCGUUGACCAAUCUGGGAAACAUUUGUCUUUCAGACGAGGCGGAAGUUCCCAUGGUCUUUGCAGCUUCAUUUGACGAAACUUUGUCACUGUACGUUUUCCCCAAAACACUGGAAAUUAAUGUCAGCUGUGGAUUUAAAGUCUCAGCGGAAAUCAGCAGAAAGGUCAAGGAAUGCAGGAAAAUCCUCCACACAGGCGUCACUAGUUUGGAAGAAUUCGACGAUUUCGUAGCAAGUUCCUUCUAUUACGCAGCGAGCCCCGUCAGAAAGUUUAGUUUGCAAUCGCCUCAGGAAGCCGCCCUUCCAGUACUUCCUCCAAGGUCUCGGAUUGGUGAAUGUCAACAAAUGACAGAGGUAAAACUGUAUACAAACGUAGUAGAUUUAACACAACACGACCUUUUCCCAGAAGGGUAUGACAAACAAGUAGGUGUAGCAAUUCCAUCUGUGAUUGUUUAUGACGACGGAGAAAGCGGUUCACAAGAAGAUAUUGCCCCACCCUUGCCUCCCAAAUAUGGUGAAAAGACACGCUCGGAGUUCGUAUCACGUGGUGUAACACCGCCGGUAUUACCUCCAGAGCACAAAUCUGAUUGCGAGACUCAUGACUCAGACCUAGCUUACUUAGUGGUCGAUUUACCUACCUGGAAAAGGGACGAGGAUGAGCACGAAGGCGACAGAAGCUCCCUUCUAGAACUAACUGGUAAGCCUGACGAGGGGGAAAGGGUAGACAAGAAACCACCUGUAAGAGAUAAAGGCAACUUUGAAAAGAGCGAGAACAAUUUUGGGGCCUGCGAAAAGGUGAACGUUGAGCAAGAUGACGUCAGAAACGUCUUCCAAGAAGUGACUUUUCAACCUGUUGGAAUGGAAGACUACCUCAUCCCGGCUGAACAGAAACCGUCAGGACAUAAAAUGAACUGGGAAGAUGCUGAUGAUAAUUACUUGAUACCCGUAGAGGCAAGGGGUAGCGCCUUUGAGCAAAAUGACGCUAGAAACGCCUACCUUGAAGUGAUUCAUCAACCUGACAGAACGGAAGAUCUGAAAAGGGAAGGCCAUAUGGUGGACUGGGAAAAAGCUAAUGAUAAUUACUGGAAGUCUGCAAAGGAUGACGUUAUUAAGCAAGGUGGUGCGCGAAAUGUCAACCUAGAAUUGAUUCAUGAACCUGACGAUGUGUAUCUCGUCCCGAGGGAAGAAGAAGAAAGGAAAAAACACCAAAUGGACUGGGAAAAAGCUGAAGAUGACGAUUAUGCAAAUGUUUUAGAUGGUGGUUCCCUCACAUGCCCUCACCUAUUACGAAAAAGCAUGGAAAAUAUUGCAGUCCAGCAUGUUGCAGAGGAAAACGACAGUUCAGACGACGAGCCUUACGAAGAGAUAUUCGUACCCCUGGAGUCUCUGGAGUCUUCGGCGCGUGAAUUUCGACUGGAGAGGACCACAGGAGAGCAAAAGAAAGAAGGGAUGAAAAAGCCAUCCACGAUGUCCAGUAGCAACAACAAAGACAAUAGCAAAACCAGAGGAACGAGCGGAAAGGAAGAGGUUGCAGCGGCACCUUCCAGUAACAACAACAACAUUUGGAUCUCCACUCGCCGCGAAGAGGACUGCAUUGAUUUGAAUGACAUUGAACAGUUUUUUAAACUUAGAAAACAGUUGAACGACUUGAGUGUGCGAGCAAAAGAUCUUGAACAGGUCUGUGCAAAAGAAGAGCCGAUGGAAAGAAGAAGAUUACCUAAGAAAACUGAUAACACAACUCCAUGGUUUAGCUCCGAUAGGUCACACGACUUGGACAACGACUCGGAAGAAGCCAUGAAAGAGAGGCUGGCAAAGAAAAAAACAGAUGCUGUCCCCGAAAGGGCGAAGCCAGCAGAUCAAAAGCGCCAAGUGAGGAAACCUUAUGGACCAGAGCAUGUCUGCAAUGAUGGGAAUGGUGACAUUUACGAAGAAUGCAUCGACAGAAAAUUCGUCAGCCACCACAAAACAUCAAAUAAAAACAAUUUAGUUUUCUUCUAUGGAAAUGACAGUAAAUAUAAAGAAAAAUCUGGCACAUAGCUGUUGCUGAACCGAGCCGUCAAACCAUGAUGAUGUAGGGACAAGAGCGGGUACUGGUGGUAAAAUACGGCUACUGUAAGCUUCCGCUUAUAAGAUAUGGGCUCAUACAACUUCAUAACAGGGCUUAUAAACAGGGGGAUUAUACCCGGGGAACUUUUGACCACCUAUGACCGGACUGGGGGGAGUGGAGGCUUAUAAGCGGAAGUUUACGGUAUACUAACAUUGAGAGAUAGGUACGUGAAUAUUUCUAUGGACAUAGAUGCGACAGUGUAUCUCCUAGCAACCUAACAACAACACAAAACAGUUUGUUUAAAAUAUCAUGUGCUUUUUUGACAAUGCCGGGAAGAAAAGUCAGUGCGGUUUUACACAUCUAGCCGCUUAGUUUUUCUUUUUUCCGUGAAACGGUUGCAUAAAGCACCUAGGCUGAAACUAAGAUACGAGAUAAGAUAAACUAUUAUUUGCUGCAAUUGUGCGCUAGUUUUAUGAACAAUAAGAAAAAUAUUAGUAAAUAUAUUUUCAAGUCUUUCAUGCUUUUUUAGAAUUUGAAGAAACUUUGAUUUUUAAAAUCGGUGGGAAUGUGUCAAAGAAGAGUCACAGUACCAGAUAUUGUCUGCUUUCCAGAAUUAGUAAGGACUUUUGAUUUGUUUUGUUGUUGUUGUUGCUAUUUAACAAUUAUUCCUCGAGCUCGAAUGGGCUCUGAGUAUACAGCCAAUGAGGCCGAAGGCCGAAAGGGCUAUUGACUCAGAGGCCAUGAGGGUGAGAGGAAUAAUUGUUUUAGUAAAAUCCAGCCAGUUGGUCAAAAAUAUCGAAAAUAAAAAAAAAAUUAGCUGGUUAAAGCUAGACUUUAAUCCUUUUUUGCCGCCAAAAAGCCUGCGUUUUUCGCUACUAGUGGGCUAUAACAUAUAGCCUAGUAGUAGCUCAACCAAUCAGAACGCAGCAUUGAUAAUAGACCAUUAGUUGGAUUUUACUAAAGCCAUAUAUAUAGCCAUGGACAUGCAUGACUAGCAUAUUACGCUGAUAUUAGUAACAUUAUACACUUAAUGUCAGAUCCCGAGGGAAACAGUUAGUUUUGUUUUCCCGAGAGUCCUGAGUCCUUCCGAGACGAAGUGGAGGGAAACAUCAGGACUCCAGGGCAAACAAAAGUAACUAGUUUCCCGAGGGACCUGACAUUAAGUGUUUUGUUAUAUUUCUAGACUUUCAGUUCAACAGCAACAAAAGAAUAAUCGGAGCGAACCCGAAAACAGUCGACUAUAACAACACAAAUUUAAUACUCAAAACCACUGAAAGAAUGAUUUACAAAAGUACUUUCCUUAUGUUAUCUGCAUAUUUUUCCUCCACCAGCUGUUGUUUCUCUUGUAGGAUAACUUUAAAAAUCGUUGCUUUUUAGCUUAAGGCUUCGUGUUUGUGUUCUUGUGUUCAUUCACGAAAAAGAAAACUGGCAGUGUUGGUUUUUCCCGCCUUCUGUCACGCCACUUUCCACCAUUCUUUGAUCGUGCCGUAAUGUAUCCCAAGCAGGCUACAUUGCUUAAUGUACCACGAUCGGGAUACGUUUGAUUUUAGUCAAGGCCACGUGACCAAGAAUCAAGCAAUGGAAGUCCCUGUUUAGUUGAGUGAAAGUCUAGGAAUAUUACAAACAAACUUGAAACGGUUUAAUCAGGAGGUCAGUCUUGUUUAUACCAUAAAAUGUGUGUGAAGUUUAGCACAUAAAGCGAUAAACGUUGUCCAAGGUUGCCCAAAGUUAAGUUCCGUAUCUUAAGCUCAAUUAUAUUUAAUGACCAUGUUUGCAUAAAAUCUACUCAGACUGAUUUAAGAAGACAAGCAAGUUCGACAUGUCUUUGUUAGUACGCACAAAUGGAUCGGUUUGCCCUCAACGAGUCUGUUACAGGACAAUACAUUGAUUUAUCUUAGAAACAAUAAGUUUAGCAUUUUUGCGUCUUGAAGUGAGUUUGUACAUAAAGAGUGGAGCAUAGUGGACAGCCAUUUUCCUGAAAAUGCGAUUAUUACAGAAAAUGGUAUAAGUAAGAGUGUUAUUUUUAGCAAUUAAAGUUGUUACUGUGAAAAAGAGGAUAACUAUAAGUUAACGCCCAAUUCACAAAUUCACACUUGCCAAACCUGUUUAGCUAAUCGGGUUUGACAAUCUGUUAAAGAAAGUUAAUCUUAACUUGUACUUUCGUUUUAGCUGAUUAAAAAACAAAUUAGAAAACAGCUUUUAUGAUGAAAAGUUUGGUUUUACUAAACAGCUUUUUGACAUUUCUUGGUGUGAAUAGGGCGUUGUCAAUAGCCUUUCUAUUAUUUACAAAAGUGAGUUACCUUGGUAACUAGUAAUAACUUCUAGUUUUCUCUGCUGUUUAGCAAUACAUACAGAAUAACAACUGAAUUUAGUGAACAGGUUAAAGGUAUAUUUUUGCGAUGAAAACGGAUGUAAGUUGAAUAUUUUUAAACCUUCUUUGAUACUGAAAAUAUGUUUAACUGCUGAUGAAAUAGGGCUAAUUUCUCGGUAAGUGGAAAUGCUGUUUCCCUACUUGAAGUUUAAUCGCAGUGUCCUCUUUGUACGUAAACCAAAACCACUUAAUGGCAAAAUAACAAAAUGAUUAAAACGUGAUUUUCAUUUCUGUGACGAGCGUAGGACAGGAAAUACAUCCCAGGGAAUACUCCCCUAUGAAAAUGACGUUGGUACUCGUCGUACGCCAUGAGGGUCGUCACGGUACUUAUUCAACGGCCUUUAAGGUUUGUGUGUUGCAAUUAAAUUCUUACAUUUUUCCUCUUGAAUGGGGUUUGCUUUGAGUGUUUGGGCCUUAAAUAAAGUAUCAUUUUUCGCCUAUUUUAUCCUUAUAGAGUCAGGAUUUAGCACCCUGGGCGGCAAUUUAUGGGAAUGUAUUCCCACACACCCACACUUUGCAUGCAUUUACGCAUCACUCGACUUCGUUCAGAAUGAUAAACACUAAACGAAAGGAACCGGCGAGAAACGGAAACGCUCGCUACACAGGCUAUAUCACACAUUCGUCUUUAGUAAUUCCCAAGAAAGAGCUUCAUGCUCAGGAGCAUUUUACAUGACCACUUUACUUAAUAACAGAAAUGGUUAGACAUAUAUUCCCUUCUCACCGCCUGGCCCAUGUAAGGGAAUCCAAGACAUUCUUAGAUUCUGGAUUCCACAAACUGGAUUCUAAAGCCGGGGAUUCCGGAUUCGACAACUCAAAUUGCCUGGUUUCCGGAUUCCACAAGCAAAAUUUUGCCGGGUUCCCUUACCUAGAGAGAAGCCGCUGUUCACUAACACUGCAUGCUUCUGCCUCAUUUAAAUUAUUUUCUUACCGAUGAAUUCAUUUUCAUUAGGAUAAUAGAGCGGUUUUCACUUGACUGUCGAAAGGGAUUGGUUUUGGUUUUGGUUUUGGUUUUACUACGCCCUUUGGUUGGCUAGUGUAUUUACUUUGGUUUUGGUUUUACGACAGUCAAGUGAAAACCGCUCUAUAGCUAACUGAUUCUUAUGGGCCAGUCAAACUAAGAACAUCGGAAAGGUUGCCACAAGGUGAAAAUUUGUUGAACGCAGUUUUGUAACAACAACCCACCUGUCAUCAAUUAGUAGAAAAGCAACAACAAACAUCAAUAGAAAUGCCACCCCAAACUUGUUCAUCCUUGCGGGAAACCUAACGACGCAUUGGGAAAACAUUCAAUUUCUCGCUAUUGCCUUUACUAUUUACCCUACGAUUCAUUAAUACGCCACUUACACAUUUCCCGUAAUGCACCUUAUUUGCCCCCACCCACCCCCCCCAACAAAAACAUUUUUAUAACCUUUAUUUUCAUUUCCCCUGGGUAUUACAGUCGUCCAAAUGCUUACGCAAAAUUUUGAGGAGCAAAUAAGGUGCACUGUGGGAGAUGUGCAAGUGGCGUAUUGAGCUCAAUAUGAGCUCGAAAUGAGAAACAAAUGAAAAAAAAUGUGAUUACGCUGAUUCAUUGUAGACUGAGUAAGGGUUUAACCUCGUUUUCAUCUCUCCUCUUCUUCCCGUCCCAUGGAGCGAGAGAGAUCCUGGAAACGAGGCUGCUAUAUGAUUAUUCCUGGGCAAGUCUACGAUGUCAAAUUGGAUGACAAUGAUGAAGAUAGAUGUGCCUUUGUGAAGUUAAACUGAAUUGUUUAUAUAACUAAUAUGAAUAAACAGCCCUCUCAUGGGGUAAAAGAGUAGGUGAGGACCCUGGGAACGAGGUCAAGUCACACUUUAUGUGUCUUGUUUUACAUGGAGUGGUUUAAAUUGUGUUUCCUUUUCCGCGAAAAUAGAAUCUGCAUCAUGUCUAUGAGCAGAUUCGAAGUGUAAGAUAUCAAAAAGGAAAACUAAACGUUAUUAAAAAGCGAAAAUUAUCAUUUUUAAGUCUGUACGUUUUGCUGACUGGUUUUUGGAAUUUCAAAGAUAUUCAAAAUUCGCACCAAAACCGUUCUAAAAAUAAACUGGUCCGUGAAAACGCCGUGACACAAGCGUAUGGACGCUGCUCGCUCCAGCUUAUGGGCUCCUGGUUUCGUUGGCAUGUUCGUCUGCGGCGAUUGCUUCAAAAAUUUAAUUAUGGUGCAACUGAUACAGUGUACCCACUGGCAUUUGUAUAUUUACGGUUUCGAGAAUCAAAGCUAAUAAGUGAAACGUGACUUUCUACACUAAUGGCCCAAAGGAAUAAGUCCUAUUUUAAAACAAGCCGGUCGUGCUCAUGAAUACUUCAUACAGUGUAGAUAGUUAUUGCGUUACUAUCUCAGCCCGACUAUAGCCUUUUUUUUACUUUUGAUAUUUCUUCAAGUUUUCUGUGUUACUAAAUUUAUAUUCCGCCCGCCUUAACUAACUCUGUAGUCGCAUGGGGGAACAAGAACAUUAUAUAAGCAGGAGCCCAUAAGCGACUGGUAUUAAUUGUAUUCUAAAAAUUGUUGGUGUUUUCGUAGCUUUUGUAGUUGUUGUUUUUGUUAUUCAGUACGCUUAACUUGUAUGGUUUACCCUAUAGUUCCAGGAAGCCUAUAGUUUAUAAGCCCCCGGCUUCUAUAUAGGCUUCCUUGCCUUUACCACAUUUAAUCUUGUAAAUAACUUAGUUGGAAUAUUGUAUAAUAUAUAGAUUUAGCCAGGGCUAAAAGCGAAGCUCCAAUUAAUAAAUUUAUAAUUUAAAUUAAAAAAUAAAUUUUUAAUCCUCAAAUCAUUUAACUUAAGGGCACAUUCAUGUGACUUUUGAGGGAAAGGCUAAGUUAUUUUAGAGUGAAACAUCUUACAUCGAAUUGAUAACCUUAUAUGUACACCCAAAAAAUAGCAAACAUCUUCGAUCACAUUCAAGAUCACAGUAGAUUAGGCCUCGAAAACAAAUUCUUGGAAAACAAAUCACGCCGAAUUUUUUUGCGUUCGACAGGUUUACUUUACAAAUUCUUGCCAACAAAUCUGGGGGUGUUUAAACCAACCUUUUAUAAUUUUUAUACAUCACAUUUGAGGUGAAACAGUACUAUUUAUCAUACAGACCUCGGACAGAAUGCAGUAUUUCACAAUUUUUCAAGACAAAUUGCACUCAGUCAAUAUUCAGGACGAUCAAUCGUAAAGCGAAACCGUUCAAAAAUUUCCAAAAUCACCCAUAUGGCUAGCCGGUUCUCGUUUCUAUAGUGCGAGCUGUCAGUGUGGUCGAGUGUUUGAAUGAACUUUAAUAGAGUUAAGCUUCAACAUAAUAGCGAAUUAAUUUUUUUUUUUUUUGUUAUUUAAUGGUUUCAGUUAUAACGAUGUGUAAUCUUAUAAAGCGUUUGAUACGCGCGACAUUUUUGAGUACUCCUGCAAGCGAUGUUCAUGAACGAUGAAAACAAACGGCACAGACAAGCGAUUAAAAUUGCAAGAGAGACUACUAACAAUCAAAAAAAGAAAUAUAAUUCGGUGAAACAUUUACAGAGAUAACAAUUUUCAUUCAUGAAGACAAGUAUUAAAGUGUCUCUAAAAAUCCUGAGUCUCGGCGUGAAGCUUUAUAAGCCGGCUUCCCGGCGCGGGUGUUUACUGUUUUCCAAGGUGAACUCCUCGAAGCAAGAAAAUCGCUCAAAGUUUUCUUUCUACAGCCAAAUUUAUAACUAAAUAUUCUUCGGAACGUUUUCUAUCUGUGGUGAGCAAAUAUAUCUGAAGGCUUUUUAAAGUUCUGUAAGCUUAUAUCAAACCGUUCAAACCUGAUACUAGGUCAGAUCAUUGACUCAAACUACGGCUACAAACGUGCAUAAACUUGCCGCAUAAACUGUCAGCGUGAAUGUGCAAGACUUCAUGAAAUUAGAUAUAACAAAAACAAACAUCAAAUACAAUAGUUACUCAGGCUUACCAUUCGAGAUUCAGUUCCUGAAAGCUAUCAAGGAAGGCCACAGUUGCUUGAGACUUUUAAACCCUCUUAAGCAUUAAGCAAGGUGAAAAACGAAAACGAUGCCAUCCGAAAUCGAAUUACCAAAUUUUGACAAGCGACGCGUUCCUCAACCAAAAACCCAGUAAACAAACCAGCCAUGAAUAACAGAAGACUCUUGAUAGCAGCUGUAUUUCAUUUUGUACAUCCAGAAGAAAAAGACAGUUAAAAACAUCACAAGUUGACACAAAACUCUUCAGCUUCAGCUGUCAAAGUAAACAAUUUUCAAGAUGCUGCAUAAUUUUUUCGCAUGAACUCACCUGUCAAAUUUUGACCAAUCAGAGUAUAAAAAUUGGACGUAGAGCGUGACCAACGCGUGACCAUGGUAAGAUAAGGUCUUCCCCGCCUGUACUUUUAAAAAAACUGGCUGAAUUUUCGCUUCCGAAGUCAGUUUGAAAUCAAAAUUCUAAUAGUGCGGGGCCAUAGUGACAUAAACACAACAUAUUUGAUAUGAAUCCUUGGAAAAAAUAAACUUGAGCCUGCGAUCAUUUCAAACUGGUAAUUUGUCAGCGGAUAACUUCAAAAAAUACUCGACCUCGAUGGGUCGACACUUGAGCCCGCGCUACGGUCAGGUGAUACUGGUCAGCGGAUGCCCUGUUUUGACAGCUGUCAAUUGAUCACAACAUUGAUGUGAAAUUAGUUUUCUCUUGGGCUCCCAAACUAGCUAAAAUGUGAGAGUAAACAUUGGUUUUCCCGUGGUGCGGACGGACGGUCGGUCGGCGGUCGGUGUACGGUCACGUGAUUACCAAAUUUUCUGGGAUGGGUAGAUUUACUUAGCAAUGGGGCUCCGCCUACGCGCGCGCUUCGCGCGCGCUUGGAGCUCUGCUAUUAUCUUUAAUGUAUUUCUGUGUACUGUUGUUGUAUUUCUGGUUAAUGGCAAAAUAAAAUGAAUGAAUAAUGAAUGAAUAAUGAUGAUUAACCCUUGAAGCCCCAGUAUCCACCUACAACUUCUCCAGACUGGUCUCCAUACAUAUCAUAAAAGAAUUAGUUGAGAGAAUUUGUUUAAAGAUCGAAGUAAGUUCCCUUAAGUGAUCAUAUUGUAAAUUCUCGUGGCCUGUUCUCUUGAUUAUGUAUUGAUAUCGGUGAGAGAGAUUUGAUGUUAGUCACUCUUAGGGCGUUAGGGGUCUUCAAUGGUCAGUUCAAUUUUUGACCUGACAUUAGUGGUAAAUUUUUCGGUCAAUCCUAAGUUUACUGGCGCAAUGAGAACGAAAUGGAGACUUAAACAAAAUACGCAUGGCUAUAUCAUGGAAACCUUUUCACGCCUAUCAGGAUAGCCAAGGGAAUUAAGAAAUCGUGAAGGAAUAAAGGCAUAGACAAUCAAAACCAUGUGGGCAAUAUAUAUAGGAAAUGUUGAAUGCAUAUAUGUAAAAUAGCAGGUUAUUACCUAAAAGCGCUAAUUCGCCGGAAGACGUUGAACAUUAAUCCAAGAACGGUAAGAGAAAAAAGUCAUACAAAGGUAGUAAAACUAAGAGGAGGGCAAUAUGAAGUUAUUUCACACACUUGGUAUUGCCCACUAUGUUUCCACAAGAAUGAUUUUCUUUGAGCCUGUUCACUCAUGCAAGAUGGCUCCAAAUGAUACGUGCAUCUUUUCGUGUUUCAACUGAAGCGACUUUGACUGAUAGAUCCGCAGAAAAGGAAAACUCAACCCAUAUUUAUAUGAAAACAACACUUUCGAAUGUUUUAGUCUGAGCAAUUCGUCGCAGCAUAUUUUUAAUUCCACAAGUCACGGAGGGUACAGAUCACGAUGCAAAGAUAUCCUGCAGAAACGUAUAUAUCAGGCCAAAAGCGCCUCCUAACCUUAAUUAUUAUCCCAAUUGUUGUUUUAGAUCGAGGGAAGAUUGUUUGGCUUAAAUUAGCUACCAGUCAAUACUGUAACUGUGACCUAUAAGUGACCUGUGCAAAAUGUGACCUAUAACAGAAGAUGCUGAACUUUAUUACCAGAAGUGGAGAAGAUGGACAGUGGAGGGAAAUUAAACGAUCCAAGUGACUGACAAACACCUUAAAUAAAAAAACAUACCUUUAAACUUUCAAAGAUUUUCUUCUCGAACUGUUGUGCGUGCUCUGUCUUCUUAGACUAAGAUUAAACAUACGGAUCACGUGUUUAAGCCGCAAACCUGCUUUUUUCUAGAUCAAUUGUGUAAAGUAAACGGGCAAUAUUGGUAUGACGAUACGCCCAGAAGAGCACUGGCUACCCAUUUUUCGUACAAACUUAAUGUUUGUUUACUGCGUCAGGUUUCAAAUAAUAUGAGGGAAUUGGUUAACCCUCACCCCUCCACCAUGCCCACUAAAAUACUUAAACUGAAGAAUUGUGAGUAGCAAUGAGAGCUAUAAUGGAGAUAUUAAACCUACGCGCACGAGCAUAACGGUGCUUUCCUAAUAUUCUAAGGGAUGGCUCAGUUAUUUAACAGAUAAUUUGUCUUCUUGUAGCUGGGCAUUUACGCACUUAAGUUUUAGGUGAUACAAGUUAGGUACCCAAUCUACGGAUCACACUGGAAGCACAAUGCUAAAAUGAGCAAAAAUGAUACGCUAUUGAGGAUCGAGACCCUCAAAAACCACACCUAUCGGGCGGCACAUACCUAAAUAGCCCACAUAUGAGAGUUCCACCUUUAAACAUGAUAUUGUCUUUUUUUUCGUGUCAAUGUACAGUUGUAAGGAUGGAACAUGUAGGCACACCUAUGUUUUUUUUAUGUUUCAAUAAAAAUAAUAAUUGUUUGUAAUAAUUUGUUAUCAAAUCACGCUGAUGACACUUGAUUGACUAUAGUAAUCAUUGCAUUGCAUUAUCAUUGUUAUGAUUUGUUUGUUUGUUUGUUUGUUUUUUUAUGUUAAAGCUUUUGCAAUACUGUAACUACAUAAUUAUAGUCAUGCAAAUAAAGCUUAUGUUGUUGUUGUUUCAGCGACUCUUUGGAAAUCUUAACCAGUCGUCGUCGUCGUCGCAGCCUGCAGUCAACUAUUCAUAAAGUUGAUGCCAGAUCAGUUGACUUCAGAAACGAUGUUUUGCCAGACGUUCAAAAAGGAACGCCAAAUAACAUACGUGUACCAUUUGAUGAAGAAUUAGAAGAUGGGCAGGACAAGUAG
Molecule: messenger RNA, 12081 nt
Organism: Porites evermanni
Lineage: Eukaryota; Metazoa; Cnidaria; Anthozoa; Scleractinia; Poritidae
Source: the annotation of a GenBank genome assembly